Molecule: messenger RNA, 1480 nt
Organism: Fulmarus glacialis (Northern fulmar)
Lineage: Eukaryota; Metazoa; Chordata; Aves; Procellariiformes; Procellariidae
Product: protein kinase C theta type-like
Exons: 12
Biological process (GO): protein phosphorylation
Molecular function (GO): protein serine/threonine kinase activity; ATP binding
Source: RefSeq, a predicted model, not a curated record
UUAUCCUCGUUCUUUCAGCUGAAAAAAUCCUUUCCAUGUUGUCCACAACUGUGAUGAAAAGAGAAGCCCCUCUUGCCAGAGACUGAAUCUGUCUGUCAAGCAAAUACCAUUUACAGGACUUGUCAUGUCUCCCUUUCUGCGUAUUGGUUUAUCCAACUACGACAGUGGCCCUUACCUGCCAUCCCAGGGGGAGGUGAUUAACCCUUACUGUGCUGUGAUGGUUAAAGAAGCCGUGGAGUCAGAAAAUGGCCAAGUGUACGUGCAGAAGAAGCCCACCAUGUACCCACCCUGGAACAGCACUUUCGAUGCCCACAUCAACAACGGCAGGGUCAUGCACAUCGUCGUCAAGGACAAAAGUGCUGAAAUGGUUUCAGAGACCACGGUGGAACUCAAGGUGCUGGCAGAGAGGUGCAAAAAGAGCAAUGGGAAGACAGAGAUAUGGCUAGAACUGAAACCUCAAGGCCGAAUGCUGAUGAAUGCCAGAUACUUCCUGGAAAUAAGUGAUGCAAAGGACCUGGCUGACUGUGAGGCUGAAGGCUUUUUCUCCUUGCACCAGCGCAGGGGAGCCAUCAAACAGGCCAAAAUCCAUAAUGUCAAGUGUCAUGAGUUCACAGCCACCUUCUUCCCACAACCCACCUUCUGCUCUGUCUGUCACGAGUUUGUGUGGGGUCUGAAUAAACAAGGUUAUCAAUGCAGACAAUGUAAUGCUGCCAUUCAUAAGAAGUGCAUUGAUAAAGUAAUAGCCAAGUGUACAGGAUCAGCAAUCAACAGCAGAGAAACAAUGUUCCAUAAAGAGCAUCACCGCUUCAAAGUCUACAACUACAAGAGCCCAACUUUCUGUGAGCACUGCGGCACGCUCCUCUGGGGCCUUGCACGGCAAGGACUGAAGUGUGAUGCAUGUGGCAUGAACGUCCAUCACAAGUGCCAGACAAAAGUAGCAAACCUUUGUGGAGUUAACCAGAAACUAAUGGCUGAAGCUCUGGCAAUGAUAGAGAGCACCCAGCAGGCUCGCUGUCAGCGUGACACUGAACAGAUCUCCAGGGAUGGACCUCUUGAAAUUGGCUUCCCAGUUCCUGUGAAGGAGGUAACACCGCUUCAGGCAUUGCCAGCAUCUACAACAGGAAAAAAAGAGCCACAGGGCAUCUCCUGGGAGACUCCGGUGGAGGGCACAGUGAAGGGGGAGUCUCUAAUAGAGUCAGACUUGGGAGAACAGCCCCAGGAGCAGGAAGAGCACCAAGUGCAGCUAAAACUAACCAUCGAAGAUUUUGUCCUGCACAAGAUGCUGGGGAAGGGCAGUUUUGGCAAGGUGUUCCUUGCCGAGCUGAAGAGCACAGACCAGUAUUUUGCUGUGAAAGCCCUGAAGAAGGAUGUGGUGCUGAUGGAUGAUGACGUUGAAUGUACGAUGGUGGAGAAGAGAGUCCUCUCCUUAGCUUGGGAGCACCCAUUCCUGACUCAUGUCUUCUGUACGUUCCAGACCAAG